AUGCAGAAUGAUGAAGAACCCAACAGGGAUUAUGAUCUCACAACCCCAAUCACUUCCACUUCGGGACUUCGUCAGGGCCUAACCUCCUAUGGGGAUGCACACUUCUCGCUUUUCCUUCGCAAGGUGUUUAUUAAGGCACUUGGGUAUUCAGAAGAUGCGUUAUCACGUCCAAUUGUGGGAAUUAUCAAUACUUUCUCUGGUUACAACCCCUGCCACGCCAAUGUGCCCCAGCUCAUCGAGGCUGCUAAGCGCGGCGUGCAGCUUAAUGGAGGACUGGCGAUAGAAUUUCCUACUAUCAGUGUUGCUGAGUCCUUCUCAGCUCCGACUAGCAUGUUUUUAAGGAAUCUCAUGAGCAUGGAUACCGAGGAGAUGAUACGGGCUCAGCCAUUGGAUGCGUGUAUCAUGAUCGGGGGAUGUGAUAAGACGGUUCCAGCACAGCUGAUGGGUGGUAUUUCUGCCAACAAGCCGGUUCUACCUUUGAUCACCGGCCCCAUGAUGCCAGGGAGUCACCGCGGACAGCGUAUUGGUGCUUGCACUGACUGCCGAAACAAUUGGGCAGCAUUCAGAGCAGGCGAGAUUGAUGUUGAGGAGAUCUCAGCAAUUAAUGAAGAGCUUGCUCCCACGAUAGGGACAUGUGGUGUCAUGGGCACUGCUAGCACAAUGGCUUGUGUCACUGCUGCCCUAGGUAUGAUGCCACUCAAGGGUGCGUCUGCACCAGCAGUGUCAUCAGCCAGACUGCGAAUUGCAGAAGAAACAGGUGCAAAUGCAGUUGCAAUUGCCAAAUCCCAAAGAAAACCCCAGGAUAUUUUGACGAAGAAAUCAUUCUGCAAUGCUAUCACAGUUCUCCAGGCCAUUGGUGGCUCAACGAAUGCGGUGGUUCAUUUGUUGGCCAUUGCCAAUAGGCACCCAGAGCUUCAGGGAGUAAUCACUCUUGACACUUUUGAAGAGAUCGGACGCAGGACCCCACUGCUGAUUGAUCUCAAACCAAGUGGAGAUAACUAUAUGAACGACUUCCACAAUGCAGGAGGCAUGAUGGCGCUCUUGCAAGUGCUUCGGCCUUUGCUUCAUUUAUCUGCCUCGACGAUCACUGGGCAAACAUUGGGCGAGGUCUUAGAUGCAUCUCAGACCAAACUUUCCUUCGCACAGCAGAUCAUUCGGCCAAUGUCCGAUCCGCUAUUUCCCUCAUCUUCGUUGGUCGUCCUUCGCGGCAACCUUGCUCCAGAUGGAGCGGUUAUCAAAGCCUCGGCAUCCAAGUAUAGGCAUCUGCUCUCCCACACUGGACUGGCUGUAGUGUUCGAAAACUCAGCCGAUCUAGCCAAGCGUAUCGACGAUCCAGAACUCGCCGUUACGAAGGAUAGCGUGCUUGUCCUGAAAAACAUUGGUCCAGUUGGCAACCCCGGUAUGCCCGAGGCUGGCCUUAUACCGAUCCCAAAGAAGCUAGGAGAAGCAGGAGUCAAAGAUAUGCUGCGUCUGUCUGAUGGUCGAAUGUCAGGAACGGCCGGUGGUACCAUCAUUCUUCAUAUCUCGCCCGAAGCUGCGCUGCCAGAUUCCCCAUUUGGUGCAGUGGAGACCGGGGACUUAAUCAUCUGCGAUAUCGAGACUCGCAAGCUGCAAUUGGAUGUCUCUGAUUCAGUAUUGCAGGCUCGGAUCGAAAAACGCAAACAGGUCCUUGCAGGGGAUGUGCAGACGCGAAAGCAGCGGAGAGGAUACCGGGGGUUGUAUGAGCGGUCGGUGAACCAAGCUCAGGAAGGAGCAGAUUUUGAUUUCUUGACUGCUGGAGGUGCCAAUUAG
Molecule: messenger RNA, 1791 nt
Organism: Penicillium arizonense
Lineage: Eukaryota; Fungi; Ascomycota; Eurotiomycetes; Eurotiales; Aspergillaceae
Gene: ilv3C
Product: putative dihydroxy-acid dehydratase
Exons: 3
Coding region: 1-1791 (596 amino acids)
Molecular function (GO): hydro-lyase activity
Source: RefSeq, a predicted model, not a curated record